Trichomycterus rosablanca is the source of this 409-nucleotide messenger RNA. RefSeq lists its product as uncharacterized. The record is from RefSeq and is a predicted model, not a curated record. The transcript has 3 exons. Lineage: Eukaryota; Metazoa; Chordata; Actinopteri; Siluriformes; Trichomycteridae. The coding region runs from base 63 to 302 and encodes 79 amino acids.
AUGUUUUCUUGGUCUUUCAGAGACCUUGCAGUUGAGUCAACACAACUGAACUAAAAGCUACAAUGAAGGCCUGGUUUUUGCUGUGCCUGCUGCUGCCACUCUGCUUAGGUGUUGCAGCAGACUUUAAGAUUAAGUGCUAUGGGGAGGAUUUCCUGAUGGUGAAGAACCAGGUUCUGCAAUGCUCGGGCAAAGUGCAACAGGCGUGUUACACUAGAAGUUCUGGUGAGAAGGGCUGCUGCAGAAUGGAAUUCUGUUCAAGACCUGGCUGGAAAUGUUGCCACACAGACCUCUGCAAUAAGUAAAUUGAACACCAGAGAGAGCUAAAGACCACAUGAGAUUGUUAAGAUACUAAUUGUAAAAGUAAUAGAGCAUGUUGAGAUAAGAUUAAAUAAAGAUGAAGUCAAUUUUA